Molecule: messenger RNA, 417 nt
Organism: Pichia membranifaciens NRRL Y-2026
Lineage: Eukaryota; Fungi; Ascomycota; Pichiomycetes; Pichiales; Pichiaceae
Exons: 1
Coding region: 1-417 (138 amino acids)
Biological process (GO): DNA damage tolerance; protein K63-linked ubiquitination
Cellular component (GO): nucleus
Source: RefSeq, a predicted model, not a curated record
AUGUCGAAGGUCCCCCGUAAUUUCAAGCUACUGGAGGAGUUGGAAAAGGGCGAGAAGGGUCUAGGACCGGACUCGUGUUCGUACGGGCUCGCCGACCCCAAUGACAUCUCCAUGACGAACUGGAACGCCACCAUCCUUGGCCCGCCCAACUCGAACCACGAAAACAGAAUCUACUCCUUGCGAAUCACCUGCGGCAAGGACUACCCGGACCAGCCGCCCGUGGUGAAGUUCAUCUCGAAAAUCAACCUUCCGUGCGUGGACAAGACGAACGGCAGCGUGCUCCCAGACAGCUUCAGAACCUUGUCCAACUGGUCCCGGUCGUACUCGAUCGAGAUCGUCUUGUUGGACCUCCGCAAGUCGAUGGCGGACCCGCACAACAAAAAGCUGCCCCAGCCAAAGGAGGGUGAGACCUUCUGA